AUGAAAUAUGCUAUUAUUUCGCAUAAUAUUGACUUUGUUACUUAUUUGCUAUACGAACACAAUAUUAAAAUUAAUUUAAUGUGGUGCUGUAUAUACAAUAAUCUUCAAGCAUUCUUAGUUUACUUAGAUCAAACCAAUGAUUUAAACAUGUGCUUUAUUUAUUCACCUUUAUUUAAUAGAAUUUCAAUUUGCAAAUAUCUUAUUAAGCACGGUGCAGAUAUCAAUUCAGAUUACAUUGGAUCAACUGCACUUUAUUAUGCAGUGAAAACAAAUAGCAAAAAUAUUGUAGAAUUUCUUAUUGCUAAUCAUGCAAAAAUUGACAUCAUAGAUUUUGAUGGAUAUACUCCUCUUAUGCAUGCAAUAAUAAAAAAUAAUAUCGAGAUUGUAAAGCUACAUAUAUUGCAUGGCGCUAAUAUUUAUAGGCAUAAUUCAAGGGGGAAUGAUUGCUUUCAAGUAGCCAAAUAUCAUCAGAGAACUGAAAUAAUAUGUCUUCUUCAUAUACUUGAUUCUGAAUUUAAAAACAAACAAAAAGCAAAACAGGAAUAUGAAAACAAUAAAAAAAUGCUGAUAAUACUUGUUAUCACAUUCCUUUCUAUUCUUUUCCUUUACUUGAUAAGAUGA
This is a messenger RNA of Trichomonas vaginalis G3, 621 nucleotides long. RefSeq names its product spectrin binding. The record is from RefSeq and is a predicted model, not a curated record. The coding region runs from base 1 to 621 and encodes 206 amino acids. Gene Ontology annotation, molecular function: protein binding. The transcript has a single exon. NCBI's taxonomy places the organism in Eukaryota, Parabasalia, Trichomonadida, Trichomonadidae.